UAUUUUAAACUUCUUUCUGGGCUGAAUGUGUUCCAUUAACCGUGUAACUUCUUCGAAGUUGCAUUUCUUUUUUGGGUUUGCUCGUAUUUUCAUAUUUUGCUGGUUGUUUUCUUGAAAUCUUUGUCGCUUGCGCCUCGUGGGUUUUUUAAGCUUUCGAAUCCUAUCUACUAGACUUUUCCAUUUCCUAUUCAAAGACAUCUCCACUUUUAAUCCUUUUUCCCCCUUUAUUUGUUGUUCUUCAGCUUUAUAUCCCUUAUUUUUCUUCUUUGCUAGAUGGUCCUUUAUUGUUUUUUAUGCAGCUUCAGUACUGCUGUUUUGACUGGCGACCACUACUUUCUCGGGUUUCUUCUAAUUAGUCUUCUGUACUAUAUGCUGUCUACUUGUAUGGGCUAUCAUUUUCUGCCAUUCCUAGUUGGGUUCCCAAUGUUCUGAUAGAUACUUGUUUCAUUUUUAAUUAAGCGGUGAUUCUAAAUAUCGUUUGAUUGCUCACAUAAGCCAGGAAAAUCUAUAGAACCUAAUUGGGAAUCCUUACGUUUCUAUGCCUUUUCCGUUCUAAUACAUGUAACUAGUAAUUGAUUGGACCUGUUCAUGAGUGCCGAAUGAUAGAAAACUCAUGUCCUAUAAUUUCUUGUUUUCUCCUGUAUUCUUCAUCUAGUUUACUAUAUUGGCCCCUUUAGGGGAAUUUUUUGCUCUCAGUUGAGACGUUCUUUUUUCUUAUCAUUUUACGGAUGGGGGAUCAUUUCGUGUUGCUGGUGGAUCGGCUGCUCACUGAAUCUACUCUUGAAGCUGCUAUUGAGAGCAAAAACUGUUUGAAGCAAGCCAUGCCCUUAGCAAGCAAAAAUUAUUUGAGUUCUUCCUAUAGGAUGGAUGUCAGUGCCAGUGUAUGUACAAGUAAAUUGGUAGAAUGUAGGAUUUGCCAUGAUGAGGAUGAAGAGUCAAACAUGGAGAUGCCCUGUUCUUGCUGCGGCAGCUUGAAGUAUGCGCACCGUAAAUGUGUUCAAAGGUGGUGCAAUGAGAAGGGUGACACCAUCUGUGAGAUUUGCCGUCAGCAUUAUGAGCCAGGUUAUACAGCACCUCCGCCUCUAUUUCACUAUGGUGGCAUUCCAGUAAAUCUCAGCAGAAAUUGGGAGAUUUCCAGAAGGGACCUGCACGACCCUCAAUUUAUGCCAAUGGUUACUAGUGAUCAUGAGUUUUUAAACACCAACUUUGAUGAAUAUUCAGCUCCUUCUUCAAGAAGCUUGAUUUGCUGCCGUGUAGUUGCUAUAAUUUUUAUGGUUCUUCUAGUUUUACGUCAUACUCUACCAAUCAUUAUCAGUGGUGCUGGACAAUACUCGUUGACAUUGUUCACGUUACUGAUGUUAAGGAUCAUUGGGAUUCUUUUGCCAAUCUAUAUUAUGGUAAGAGCAUUCACUGCUAUCCAGCGUCGACGACACCAUCAGGAUCCUCACUUCUCCAUUGCCACUUCUCCUUAUCUCGAUUAAAGAAAUCCUAAUGUACUCACGUCUGCAUUGUGGAUUGCUAUGGGAAAGAAGAUCAACAAUCUGCUCGCUCAAAAUGAUUGGUGGAAUAGUACCACUUUUGUCUGAAGGAAGCCUUUUAACUAGCUGCAUCUAUUUAUUUUAUAUAAUGAGAACUCCUCAUACGAAAUACAAAGUGUUAUUGUUAAAGCGACAUUGAAGUGUAUAUAUGAAUAUGCUGCUUUGAAAAUUGCCAA
Messenger RNA from Carya illinoinensis, 1714 nucleotides. RefSeq lists its product as uncharacterized. Gene Ontology annotation, cellular component: membrane. The transcript has 8 exons. Gene Ontology annotation, biological process: protein ubiquitination. Gene Ontology annotation, molecular function: zinc ion binding; ubiquitin-protein transferase activity. The record is from RefSeq and is a predicted model, not a curated record. Bases 729 to 1481 code for a protein of 250 amino acids. NCBI's taxonomy places the organism in Eukaryota, Viridiplantae, Streptophyta, Magnoliopsida, Fagales, Juglandaceae.